This is a messenger RNA of Trematomus bernacchii (emerald rockcod), 2322 nucleotides long. It is a transcript of the gene dbh, whose product is annotated as dopamine beta-hydroxylase (dopamine beta-monooxygenase). The record is from RefSeq and is a predicted model, not a curated record. Gene Ontology annotation, biological process: dopamine catabolic process; octopamine biosynthetic process; norepinephrine biosynthetic process. Gene Ontology annotation, molecular function: copper ion binding; dopamine beta-monooxygenase activity. Lineage: Eukaryota; Metazoa; Chordata; Actinopteri; Perciformes; Nototheniidae. The coding region runs from base 35 to 1897 and encodes 620 amino acids. Gene Ontology annotation, cellular component: secretory granule membrane. The transcript is spliced from 12 exons.
CGACAACUUGCUGCCACAAUAGAACCUUUCGGCUAUGAGAAUCUGCAAAAAGAACAUUCGGCUUCAAGACUUCACCAUCAUGUACUUCACCGCCAUCGCUGCUCUCAUGGUCAUCUUGGUGGCUUCAUACCAGGGCCCCACCAAUGCUGUUGAAGUUUCAGACCUUAAAAUAAACCCCUCCGGCCCUCUACCGCCGCUCCCCAUGCCCUUCCGUAUGAGCCUUGACCCCCGCGGGGAUGUCCAGCUCUCCUGGAACAUCAGCUACGCCAACCAGGAGGUUUACAUUCAGCUGACGGUCGCAGACAUCAAACACGGCGUGGUCUUUGGGAUGUCGGACCGCGGGGAGCUGACCAACGCUGACCUGGUGGUGUUGUGGGACUCUGGAACUAACAGCUACUUUGGGGAUGCGUGGAGUGACAGUGAGGGCCACGUUUCAUUGGACAGCCAACAAGACUACGAGUUGUUGGAUGCCAAACACAAACCUGACGGAUUCCACCUGCUCUUCAAAAGACCGUUCAGCACCUGUGAUCCCAGAGACUACCUCAUAGAGGAGGGAACCGUGCACGUCAUCUAUGGAUUUUUGGAAGAACCACUUGCCUCUCUGGAGCAGCUGAACCUGUCCCGGAUCCACACGGGGAUGCAGACUGUGCUGAUGCUGCGCCCCGACACGCUGCCACCCAUCCUGCCUCCAGAUGUGCGGACGCUGGAUGUCUUGUCGCCAAACGUCAUCAUCCCACAUCAGGAGACCACCUACUGGUGCUACAUACAGAAGCUGCCUGAAAACAUGCCCAAAAAUCACAUUGUUAUGUAUGAGUCAGUGAUAACUCCAGGUAACGAGGCCAUCGUGCACCACAUGGAAGUGUUCGAAUGUUCUGCAGAUAAAGGCGACGUUCCAGAGUACAGCGGCUCCUGCGAUGACAAGAUGAAGCCGAACAAGCUCGAUUUCUGCCGCCAUGUGCUCGCUGCAUGGGCUAUGGGUGCUGAGGCUUUUUACUAUCCUCCUGAUGCAGGGCUGCCUCUGGGUGGACCAAGUUCCUCAAGGUUCCUUCGUCUGGAGGUCCAUUACCACAACCCUCUCAUUAUAUCUGGCCGUCGUGACUCUUCAGGGAUACGCUUGCAUUACACCCCGAGUCUGAGGCGGUACGAUGCAGGGAUCAUGGAGCUGGGUCUUGUUUAUACUCCCAUCAUGGCUGUCCCACCUAAACAAAACAGCUUCUACCUCAGUGGAUAUUGCACCUCCGAGUGUACUCAGACUGCUUUGCCUUCAGGAGGAAUCUAUAUAUUUGCAUCCCAGCUGCACACCCACCUGGCAGGGCGGGGGGUAAGGACUGUUUUGGUGAGGGCAGGCAAAGAGCUGGAGGUGGUCCAGGAGGACAAGCACUUCAGUACACACUACCAGACGAUCCGAGUUCUGAGGAAAAUGACAAAUGUUUUACCUGGUGACGUCCUCAUAACUAAGUGUACUUAUAACACAGAAGAUAGGAGCAAGCCUACAUUGGGAGGUUUUGGCAUCAUGGAUGAAAUGUGUGUUAACUACGUUCACUACUACCCUCGAACUAAGCUGGAGCUCUGCAAAAGCCACGUUGACUCAGGAUACCUGCAGAAAUACUUUAACUUCAUUAACAGGUUCCACGGAGAUGACCAUUGCGUGUGUGAUGUGGACGUGACGGAGCAGUAUUCUAAACUACAGUGGGACGCAUUCAGUGGAGAAGUGCUGGACUCCCUUUAUAACACAGCCCCCAUCUCCAUGCACUGCAACCAGUCGAGUGCACGCCUCUUUCCUGGGGAGUGGGACAAGAAGCCUGUACCAGUGGUCACCUCCAUCCUGGAUAAGCCUCGCUACCCCUGUGAGGGAGGGGCGCCCCCCACCAGCAAACCCCCAACACCCCAAGUCUGAGCGAGGGGGUCACCACGGCCUGCUUCAGCCCACAAGAGGGCUGCUAACCUGGAGGAAGUUAAAGAAGCUCCUUUGAGCAGAAUUUAUCAUUUUAUCUCUGUGUUUGGGGAUGGAUGAUGUUCUCUACUCGCUGUUAUUGUAUAAUAUCUAUAUGUAAUUAUGAGUAUUCCCAAAUGAAUGAUAAUUCAUAUGUAAUGUUUUAGCACUUGACAUGGAAAUGGCAAUGGUCAUGUAACACAAAAAUGUGGCUCACUAAUUAGCGCUUGGGACAAAAAUGUAACAUUAUUCAAAAGUAAAUAACUUAUUUUUUUAACCAGUUUUUCAGUUCAGCAUUGUAUUUUUCCCACUCUUUUGCGUCCUGUGUGUAUUUGCUUUGUUUUUGUGUGUUGAAUAAUAAAUGUCACAAAAAUGUUGGCAGAUAAAAA